AUGGAAAAAUCCAAUGACAGCUCAGAGUAUGGUUUUAUCUUGGUGGGUUUCUCUGAUCAUCCCAAGCUGGAGAUGGUGCUCUUUAUAGUGAAUUUUACUCUAUAUGCAGUGACUGUGCUGGGAAAUUUAACCAUAAUUCUUUUGUGUAUCUUAGACCCUCGACUUCACACCCCAAUGUAUUUCUUUCUGGUGAAUCUUUCCUUUCUAGACCUCUGCUUCAGUACUAGUUGCAUCCCACAGAUGCUGGUGAAUCUCUGGGGCCCUGAUAAGACUAUCAGCUACGCAGGCUGUGUUGUCCAACUUUUUUCUUUCCUUUCUAUUGGAGGAAUCGAGUGCAUCCUUCUGGCUGUCAUGGCAUAUGACCGAUAUGUUGUGGUCUGCAAACCUUUGCACUACAUAGCCAUUAUGCACUCCCAGCUGUGUUUACAACUGGUGGCAAUGGCCUGGGGGAGUGGACUGGUCAAUGCUAUUGUCAUGUCACCACUAACAAUGACCCUAUCCAGAUGUGGCCGCAGAGUUAACCAUUUCCUCUGUGAAAUGCCGGUGUUGAUCAAGAUGGCUUGCUUGGAUGCUCGCGCAGUGGAAAUGCUGGCCUUUGCCUUUGCCAUUCUCAUUGUCCUUCUGCCCUUCACUCUUAUUCUUGUCUCCUAUGGCUACACUGCUGCAGCUGUGCUGGGAAUCAAGUCAGAUGCUGUUCGAUGGAAGGCCUUCAGUACUAGUAGUUCUCACCUCACGGUGGUAUCCCUGUUUUAUGGAAGCAUCAUCUACGUGUACAUGCAGCCAGGAAACAGCUCUUCCCAGAACCAAGGCAAGUUUUUUACUCUCUUCUACAACCUGGUGACUCCCAUGUUGAAUCCACUCAUCUAUACUUUAAGGAACAAGGAAGUGAAAGGGGCACUGAAGAAAGUUUUGGGGAUGCAAUAA
Molecule: messenger RNA, 924 nt
Organism: Carlito syrichta (Philippine tarsier)
Lineage: Eukaryota; Metazoa; Chordata; Mammalia; Primates; Tarsiidae
Product: putative olfactory receptor 2W6
Biological process (GO): G protein-coupled receptor signaling pathway
Cellular component (GO): membrane
Molecular function (GO): G protein-coupled receptor activity; olfactory receptor activity
Source: RefSeq, a predicted model, not a curated record